GAAGAGGAAUUGAUCAAGAGAGGCUCCCUGGAGAAGACAUGAUUUAAUAAAGGGCUUUGUAGAUGGGGACAGCUGUAGUCCAGUGGAUCUGAGUAAACUCCUUGAGGGCAGUAACUCAAUCAAUUUCAUUGAUUGAAGAAGUUCCAGGCUGAGAAAGGGCCGAAGCAAGAGGACAAAGAAAUCCAAGUGAGGAAAAAUAUAGAUCUAUUCGGAUUGAAAAUACAGCCUUUUUCACUAGACUACUGCCUGUCAGAGGAGCAGUUCAAUGUUUAUUUGAAAUGGGAUUUGAAGAAGGAGAGACCCACCUCAUAUUUCCAAAGAAAGCAUCAGUUGAGCAGCUCAAGAAGAUUCGCGAUCUUAUCGCUGAAGAGAGAAGUAGUAGACUGAAUGGAUCAAGCACGGGCCCCAUAGGAGGGGAAUCUUCUCAGCAACCGACAAGCCGCGAUCAGCCUGUCCCAUCUCAGUCUGCCCCAACGGUGGCUGCUGACUCGACCUUAUUACAAACCCUUCAUUCCAAUUUUCAGCAUGUGCUAGUCUACGAGAAUCUCUCUCUCCAGAAGAAAGCAUUGGCCUGUAUUCCAAUCCAAGAGCUGAAAAGGAAGUCUCGAGAAAACCUAGCAAGAGCCAGUCAAGCAGAUGCAGGUAGUAAUAUGAAUGAGGAAGACUUUCUUCUUCUGGAGCUAUUGCAGUGGUUUAAGGGAGAGUUUUUUCAGUGGGUGAAUAACAUUUCAUGCAGCAAGUGUGGUGGGCAGACGGAAUCAAGAAAUAAGCUGUCUCCUUAUGAUAAUGAGAGGAGAUGGGGUGCAAAUGUAGUAGAAGAUCAUUACUGUAAUUUAUGCCAAUUCAGCAAUCGAUUCCCAAGGUAUAACAAUCCUGAGAAACUUUUGGAAACAAGAUGUGGACGCUGUGGGGAAUGGGCCAACUGUUUUACCCUGCUGUGCAGAGCUUUGGGGUUUGAAGCCCGCUUUAUUUGGGAUUCAACAGAUCAUGUGUGGACAGAAGUAUAUUCUUCUUCUCAGCAGCGAUGGCUGCACUGUGACCCUUGUGAAAAUGUUUGUGAUAAACCACUUCUGUAUGAGAUUGGAUGGGGAAAAAAAGUCUCCUAUAUUAUAGCAUUCUCCAAGGAUGAGGUCGUUGAUGUCACUUGGCGGUAUUCAUGUAAACAUAAAGACGUCAUCUCCAGAAGAACUCAGAUUAAAGAAGACUAUCUUAGAGAAACAAUCAAUAGUCUUAAUACAUGGAGACAGCUGUCUUUACCACAAAGCCGAAAGCAAGAACUCCUCCACCGAAUCAUAGUCGAACUGGUUGAGUUCAUAUCACCCAAAACUCCUAAACCUGGAGAACUUGGUGGAAGAAUAUCUGGGUCAGUGGCUUGGAGAGCAGCCCGAGGUGAAAUGGGUUUGGAGAGCAAGGAAAAUGUUUUCACACCCUCGGAGUGUGAGAAGACCUCUAAGCUGCUCCACCUCAGUUACAAUGCAGUGAAGGAUUGUUACACCCGAAUUUCAAAUAAUAAUGAAGAAAUUAUUGGCUGGGAAAAGGGUGUGUGGAAGAUGGAAUCCCUAUUCAGAAAAGUUGAGAGAGACUGGAACAUGGUGUAUUUAGCACGAAAGGAAGGGUCAUCUUCAGCCCAUGUCUCCUGGAAGUUUGAGUGUGGGUCAGCUGGGCUAAAAGUGGAUAACAUUUCAGUCAGAACAAGCAGUCAGACAUUUAAUAGUGGUUCCGUCCGUUGGAAACUGUGGUCUGAUAGAGCUCAGGUUGAGCUGACAGGAGAUAAAAAUCUGCGUUCCUAUCCUGAUUUUUCUGAUGCCACAGAAAUUAUUUUGGAAGCAGAACUAAGUGGUGGAGAUGAUGGUCUUGCCUGGCAGCAUACUCAGCUAUUUAGGCAAAGCUUAAAUGACCGUGGAGAAAAGUGUUUGGAGAUAAUUAUAAAAUUCAGUGAUCUUUGAAAAGCUGAACAUUACGGAACUACUGGCAAUAGUGAGGCACACUAGUAUGGUCUCAAAUAUUCUGUUGAUUCAAUGAGAAAGUGUAAAGGCAAUUUACCACUCUUCACCGUGCUGACAGCACAUAUUUCCUUUCCUGGGUUUCAGUCAUCACUCCCUCAUGGAAAUAAUAGGCCUUUAUAUUGUGGCCCAUUGUAGGAGCCUAGAAUUUUAAAAAAACUUUCUCCUUUUAACCUAAAUCAUCAAUUUUUAUUUUAUUUCAUACAAAGGGUAUUUUACACUAAAAGAUCCUGAUAAAGUGAUUAUGGUAAACAUGGUGUUUUAAAGUUAAAUUUAAUGUAGUAAAAUUAUAAGAUAGCAUUAAUUAACAGUAAUUUGACAUUUUCUAGCUAGCUAGAAAAAAAUGUUUUUUAAGUUUUAACUUGAAAAUAUCUGUUAGGAUAUACUCCAUGAGAGUAUAUCAGUGCAAAAUAUCUUUUUAAAUGAAUGUAAAUAUGGAGGCAUUUUAAAAAUUAAUAAAAUGAAUUAUUUUCCAGUAUACA
Messenger RNA from Tachyglossus aculeatus (Australian echidna), 2485 nucleotides. It is a transcript of the gene NGLY1, whose product is annotated as N-glycanase 1. NCBI's taxonomy places the organism in Eukaryota, Metazoa, Chordata, Mammalia, Monotremata, Tachyglossidae. The transcript is spliced from 12 exons. Gene Ontology annotation, biological process: protein quality control for misfolded or incompletely synthesized proteins; glycoprotein catabolic process; protein deglycosylation. Gene Ontology annotation, molecular function: peptide-N4-(N-acetyl-beta-glucosaminyl)asparagine amidase activity. The record is from RefSeq and is a predicted model, not a curated record. The coding region runs from base 279 to 1946 and encodes 555 amino acids. Gene Ontology annotation, cellular component: cytoplasm; cytosol; nucleus.